UGUGACAAAGGGGAAGCUCAGUAGAGUCCUUAAUCACUUUCCAGACUGGAAAGGGAGACUACAGUGUGGGUGGAAAAAAACACCCAACCAACUCAUUAUUAAUGGUCUGAUUUGAAGCAACAGUCCAUUAAUUUAAUAUGCAGAAAGUAAUCGGUUUCUGCUGAACUGUUUCUUCUCGGGUGAUUCAUUUUAACUGUGGUUGUGUAAAUUUUUCUCAGAUGUAUUUUCAGACCAAUCAUCCUCAAGGCCCUCAGAGUUGACAAGGAGAAAACAAAGAAGGCAAAGAGAAGACACAGCCAGAAGACUGAAACUUUGUUAAACUUUUGACCUGAAAGUUUGGCAAGUACUCUUUCCGAACUAGAUGAUCAUGGAUUUAUUUUUUUGUCCCUAGGUUUCCAAGACUUAAGCGAUUUAUCAGUGUAAAUGUCUUCAUUAAAGUUCCAGCACUAGUGCUUCAUUGCCGGAAAUAAUACAUGAAGGCGAGAGAUGGACUGUUUAUCCUUUUCCUCUGAGAAGCAGCGCUGUUCAGAAUUAUUUGAUUCUACCGAUGUGGAGGAGAUGGAAGAGGAAAGGAUAGGGAGAUGUACAGAAGAUUUAGAGAUUAAUCCAUUUGACAGAUUGCCAUUCUCAUCCCGUUAUUACAAGCUUCUCAAAGAAAGAGAGGAACUUCCAAUCUGGCAAAUGAAAUAUGCUUUCAUGGAAAGUCUGCAUCAUCAUCAGAUUGUGAUUGUUUCAGGAGAUGCCAAAACAGGCAAGAGCUCCCAGAUUGAUGCAUGUUGUCUCUCUUUCUUAAUAUUCAAGGUACCUCAGUGGUGUGCUGAAUAUUCUCUUGCUGCCCAUUUUCAACAUGGAGCAAUUAUUUGUACACAAACGUGUAAACAUGCUACAGUGUGGCUGGCUCUGAGAGUUGCUGACGAGAUGGAUGUCAAUAUUGGUCAUGAAGUCGGUUAUGUGGUUCCCUGUGAUAACUGCUGUAACAAUGACACAAUCCUAAGAUUCAGUACAGAUGAGAUGCUUCAAAGAGAAAUGAUGUCUAUUCCCCUUCUGAACAGUUAUGGAAUCAUCAUCGUAGACUGCAUACUUGAAAGGACUGUUCCAACAGAUAUAUUGCUUGGACUCCUUAAAGAUGUCUUGAUGUUAAGGCCAGAACUGAAGCUAGUUGUAAUUACAUCUCCUCAGUUGUCCAGCAAGCUGCAGAAAUAUUAUGGCAGUGUGCCUCUCCUAAGAGUGGAAAGCAAAUACCAAACAGAAGUUGCAUAUACCUCUAGCAUUCAAAAAGACUACUUUCUAUAUGCAUUAAGGCUGCUUUUUGAAAUUCAUAACUCUAAAAGAAGAGGUGAUGUUAUGAUCUUUCUAACCUGUGAACAAGAAAUAAGAAAUGCCUUCUGGAUUAUUCAGCAAGAAGGGCAUAAUUUAAAUCCUGAUCUUGGCGAAUUGGUCCCUAUUCCUUUGAUUCCCAAUGAACAAGAGAGAAUCUUCAAGUCAAAUGAAGAGAAGCCGUACAAAAAUUACAGAAGGAAAGUGCUGCUAACCACAAAUUUGGGGGAAUCUUUGGUUUGGUCCAAAACAGUGUCUUUUGUUAUAGAUACUGGAAUACAGAGAAGAAAGGUAUACAAUCCCAGAAUCAGAGCAAACACUGUGGUGAUACAGCCCAUUAGCAAAAGCCAAGCCAAGAUGCGCCAGCAGAUUCUGGGCAUAUCUUCAUCAGGAAAAUGUUUUUGCCUUUAUCCUGAAGAAUUUAUGGAGAAAGAAAUGAAGCCACUUCCACCAGUCAGAAUACAGGACUCCAACCUAAUCAGCAUGGUUCUUUUUUUGAAAAGGAUGGAUAUCGCAGGGCUAGGCCACUGUGACUUCAUAGAUAGACCAGAUCCUGAGAGUCUCAUGCAAGCUUUGGAAGAUCUAGAUUAUUUGGCUGCCCUGGACAAUGAUGGAAACCUUUCAGAAUUUGGAAUAAUAAUGUCAGAGUUUCCUGUGGAUCCACAGCUGUCCAAGUCUAUUUUAGCUUCAUGUGAAUUUAAUUGUGUAGAGGAAAUGCUCACUAUUGCUGCCAUGGUAACAGCUCCUGGUUGCUUUGUAAACCCACCGCAGGAAUCAGAGGAGAUUGCAGUAACUUGCCGGCAAAAAUUUUUGCAUCCUGCAGGAGAUCAUUUUACUCUUAUCAAUGUAUACAAGGCUUACAAGGAAGCUAGUACAAAUGCUAUAAGCCAAUACUAUGAUAUUGAAAAGUGGUGUCAAGAUUAUUUUCUGAACUGCUCUGCACUAAGGAUAGCGGAAGCAAUCAGAACUGAAUUGGUUGACAUUAUGAGACGAAUCGAAUUGCCAAUUUCAGCACCUAAUUUUGGAUUAAACGAAAAUGUGCUGGGGAUAAAGAAAGCUCUUUUAUCUGGUUACUUUAUGCAAAUUGCUCGUGAUGUGGAUGGCUCUGGAAACUAUCUGAUGUUGGCACACAAGCAAGUAGCUCAGCUUCACCCUUUGUCAAUCUAUUACAACAGCAGCAGGAUCCCAGAAUGGGUUGUAUUCCAUGAAUUUAGUAUCACUGAAAACAAUUCUAUAAAAAUCAUCUCUGCCAUAUCACCUGAUCUAUUUAUGAAGCUGGUGCCUCAGUACUAUUUUAGCAACCUGCCUCCUAGUGAAAGCAAGGCUAUUCUGCAAGAAGUAAUCAAUCAUUUAACACCCAUUUCAGCAAUAGAUGACGGACAAAAAAACAUCAUUGAAGACAGAGAAUUUGAAAAAUAUCCUGAAACGCCUGCUGAACAACGAUGUUUUAUCCAGUAAGCCUCCUAGAUAAGACUAAGUUGAAGCAUAUAUAACUGUGUACUAUAUACACUCCAGCUAUAAGAAAUUUACAAGCAUUUUACAGUUAAACAAAGUGGAGUAACACUUUAUCAUCAUCUUUGAUAAUAGACAGAAAAUAUCAUUGGUGAAAAGGUAUCCAUCGAUUCUUUGAUGACUUUAUUAUGGCAUGUAAGAAUGUUGUAGGUAGCUAACUGCAUGGCUGACAGGUUUGACUAUGAAGGUGUACUCAAAGAACACUGAACUGAUAUCAUGGAAACAAAUCUAGAAAAUAUUUGAAAGUCAAAGAACUCUUGGAUGCCUUCACAAAGCCACUGCCAGCAGAUAGAUAGUGGUUCAGACAGAAAGAUAUUCUUUGAGUUUAUCCAUGAUGCUGUUCAUUCUGUCAGCAGGGAUUACCAUCACAGUUCUCAAAGGUUUCAUGGGCUUGUCUUCAAAAGACCAUCUGCCUCCCAAACACAUGUCACUCUCCUCUUGUACGGAGUAACUGAACUUCAGAAGUGAUUUCUAAGCAAUAAGAAAAGCAAAACAUGGUUAAAAGCAUUCCGUACUGCAUGCUACAAUAUACAGCUUGUUAUAUUUAUAGAGUAACAAAUAAAGCCAUUUUAAUGAAA
Molecule: messenger RNA, 3407 nt
Organism: Sphaerodactylus townsendi
Lineage: Eukaryota; Metazoa; Chordata; Lepidosauria; Squamata; Sphaerodactylidae
Gene: DHX32
Product: DEAH-box helicase 32 (putative)
Exons: 11
Coding region: 487-2775 (762 amino acids)
Cellular component (GO): intracellular anatomical structure; spliceosomal complex
Molecular function (GO): RNA binding
Source: RefSeq, a predicted model, not a curated record